GACGAUACUUGCCCUCCCACCCCUUCCCAAGUUCCACCAAACAACCACAGCAAAGCCAACAAAGUUACAAAACCCCUAGAUUCUCACAAUGGUGUCUCUCCGCGCCCUGACCCUCGGCCUCCUGGCCCUCCCCGCCGCCCUGGCAGCGGACUGCUACGGCAGCGGCAACGCCGGGUUUUCCGUCACUGAGUACCAGCAGACGGCCGCCCAGGUCUGCAACUACGGGCCCUCUGCGAGCCUCGUGUUUGGCGACACCGGCUUCCCCAACUACUACCGCAGGGUCGUCGAGGCGAGCUACACCGGCACCGAGAAGCUCCACUGCUGGGAUGCCUUCAACAACAUUAUCGCCCAGUGCGUGCAGGGAUCUGGGAGAAAUGGGGGUCAGUGGACUUGGGAUUAUGGCAGUGAUCAUGAGAAGUACUACAUUCAGUCGUACUACGGCUAGGAGUAGCACGGGGCAAGAAGAAGGUCGAGAAGGUCUUCAGAGGGCGAUCAACUAGCAGUGGAGGUCCAUCAAUUGAAGCAGCUUGGCAACCCAGCAUGUACUCGGGUUCUAGCUAUUCCCACAAUUCCCGUUUCUCAUGACGCCUCAAGGUUGACC
This is a messenger RNA of Phialemonium atrogriseum, 601 nucleotides long. RefSeq lists its product as uncharacterized. The record is from RefSeq and is a predicted model, not a curated record. The transcript has 2 exons. Lineage: Eukaryota; Fungi; Ascomycota; Sordariomycetes; Cephalothecales; Cephalothecaceae. Bases 89 to 445 code for a protein of 118 amino acids.